Molecule: messenger RNA, 776 nt
Organism: Plutella xylostella (diamondback moth)
Lineage: Eukaryota; Metazoa; Arthropoda; Insecta; Lepidoptera; Plutellidae
Gene: Elp5
Product: Elongator complex protein 5
Biological process (GO): tRNA wobble uridine modification
Cellular component (GO): cytosol; nucleus; elongator holoenzyme complex
Molecular function (GO): tRNA binding
Source: RefSeq, a predicted model, not a curated record
AACUUAGGUAUAGAUGGCAAAAUUAGAAAAAAGUUAACCUCAAAAAGCUAUUUUGAACUCAUUGUACUUAUUAGAAUUUCAUAGAAUGAGCUUACUAAAAGUAAAAACAGCUCCUUUUCUACUUAUAGAAGAUGAAUUUACAAGCAGUUCCAGCCCGAAUCCUAUGAUAAAUACACAAGUACUAAAUGUUCUGUGGUUAUAGAUUCAGUGAACCAAAUGGUCCUGGCUUUAGGAUGGAAAGCAUGCUUGAAAUACCUGAUUAAGUUGCAAAGAGAUCCUAAUGUUGGACAACUUAUCGCUAUUCUCCACAAAGACUGUCUCACACAUUCGUCCAAACUUCAGGUCCACUUAAACCACAUUGCCAAUGCAAUAAUUUCUUACAAUUCAGAAAACCACUCCAAAAUUUCAAUAGUUAUUAGAAAAUCUGGCAAAUUUUACAGAAGUGAAGAAUUAUUAUCAUAUGAUAACAAAACUAGAACAUUAAAAUCCAUUCCAAUCAUAAAAGAAAGUAAAAAAUGUGAGGAUGAGCCAGCUAGACCUUCACCAAGCAAUCUCACCACUUUCAAGAUAGAAAUGGACCAAUCGGAGAAACUUGAGAAGUAUAAACUGAAGCUGCCAUACAUGAGCAAGAUCAAUGAAGGAGAGGGCAAGGUGUUCUAUGAGCCAGAUGCUGUGGACGACUGGGAUGAGGAGGACCCUGAUGAAGAUCUUGACAUCUAAUAGUUUAAAACUAAUUGUAAAUAUAUUUAUAAGAAUAUAAAUACCUAUCUAAGUUA